Messenger RNA from Marmota monax (woodchuck), 1740 nucleotides. It is a transcript of the gene Gsdma, whose product is annotated as gasdermin A. The coding region runs from base 221 to 1561 and encodes 446 amino acids. Gene Ontology annotation, biological process: pyroptotic inflammatory response; defense response to bacterium. NCBI's taxonomy places the organism in Eukaryota, Metazoa, Chordata, Mammalia, Rodentia, Sciuridae. The transcript is spliced from 13 exons. Gene Ontology annotation, molecular function: phosphatidylserine binding; phosphatidylinositol-4,5-bisphosphate binding; phosphatidylinositol-4-phosphate binding. The record is from RefSeq and is a predicted model, not a curated record.
CACAGAGGCAUAAAGCAGCCUCUCCUGGCAAAGGACAGUCAUCCUCUCAACCUGCAGGCAGAGCAAGCCCUGGGCCCUCACUCCACACCAGGUUUCCUGAAGGACCCAGAGCAUCAUUCCCUGCUCCAACUCUGUGCCAGGCACUGCCUUGGUACUGAUGCUACCGAGGUGACUAAGACCCAUUGCCAGCUGUCGGGGAAGUCGCAGUAGAGUAGGGACAAUGACCAUGUUUGAAAAUGUCACCCGGGCCUUGGCCAGACAGCUAAACCCUCGAGGGGACUUAACACCCCUGGACAGCCUCAUUGAUUUCAAGCGCUUUCACCCCUUCUGCCUGGUGUUGAGGAAGAGGAAGAGCACACUGUUCUGGGGGGCCCGCUAUGUCCGCACCGACUACACCCUUCUGGAUGUGCUUGAGCCAGGCAACUCACCCUCAGAUCCAACAGACUCUGGGAACUUUGGCUUUAAGAAUAUGCUGGACGCCCGAGUGGAGGGAGAGGUGGAUGUACCAAAGACGGUGAAGGUGAGGGGGACUGCCGGGCUCUCCAGGAACAGCACGCUGGAGGUCCAGACACUCAGUGUGGCUCCCAAGGCCCUGGAGUCCUUGCACGAGGAGAGGAAGCUGGCAGCAGAUCACCCUUUCCUGAAGGAGAUGCGAGAUCGUGGUGAGAAUCUGUAUGUGGUGAUGGAGGUGGUGGAGACGGUACAGGAGGUCACUCUGGAGAGAGCCGGCAAGGCAGAGGGCUGCUUCUCCCUCCCGUUCUUUGCCCCACUGGGGCUACAGGGAUCUGUAAACCACAAGGAGGCUGUAACCAUCCCCAAGGGCUGCGUCCUAGCCUUUCGAGUGAGACAGCUGAUGGUCAAUGGCAAAGAUGAAUGGGAUAUUCCCCACAUCUGCAAUGAUAGCAUGCAAACCUUCCCUCCAGAAGAAAAGCCAGGAGAGGGGAAAUGCGCACUUAUCCAGGCAUCUGAUGUUGGGGAGGUACAUGAGGAUUUUGGGACACUGAAAGAAGAGGUUCAGAGAGAGACCCAAGAAGUGGAGAAGCUGAGUCGAGUGGGGCAAAGUUCCCUGCUCAGCUCCCUUAGCAAACUUCUAGGGAAGAAAAAAGAACUCCAAGACCUGGAGCUUGCACUUGAAGGGGCUCUAGACAAGGGACAUAAAGUAACCCUGGAGGCACUCCCAAAAGAUAUCGUACUAUCAAAGGAGGCUAUGGAUGCUGUCCUCUAUUUCCUUGGAGCCCUAACAGUGCUGAGUGAAGCCCAACAGAAGCUUUUGGUAAAGUCCAUGGAGAAAAAGAUCCUACCAGUGCAGCUUAAGCUGGUGGAGAGCAUGAUGGAACAGAAUUUUCUGCAGGAUAAAGAGGGCAUUUUCCCCCUGCAACCUGAGUUGCUCUCCUCCCUUGGUGAAGAGGAACUGACCCUCACAGAAGCUCUAGUGGGGCUGAGUGGCCUGGAAGUGCAGCGAUCAGGCCCCCAAUACACGUGGGAUCCAGACGCCCUCCCCCACCUUUGUGCCCUUUACGCUGGUCUCUCCCUCCUUCACCUGCUAACCAAGGCUUCCUAAUGAAACUUCUGUCUGCCCCCUGCUCCCCAAUGCCUGCCCAGACUCACAGUGCUGUGUCCUUAAUACCCAAAGGCAUUUCAGAACUACCAGGACAAAGAGGACUAAAAUCCUAAUUGAUCACCCAUGAUAACCAAGUUCUACCUGCCCCACUCUGUAUCUCACCCUCUACCUCCACAACC